This is a messenger RNA of Dreissena polymorpha, 1930 nucleotides long. RefSeq lists its product as uncharacterized. Gene Ontology annotation, molecular function: ATP binding; protein serine/threonine kinase activity. Gene Ontology annotation, biological process: protein phosphorylation; intracellular signal transduction. The transcript is spliced from 2 exons. The record is from RefSeq and is a predicted model, not a curated record. NCBI's taxonomy places the organism in Eukaryota, Metazoa, Mollusca, Bivalvia, Myida, Dreissenidae. Bases 414 to 1073 code for a protein of 219 amino acids.
AUUUCAAUUAUCUAUUGAAUACUAGCAUAUUAACUACUGAACGGCCCAUUCUUGUUCAGUUGAAAGUAAACCGUUUAUGAAAUAUUUUCCGUAUCAAAUAUGCAAAAAAUUUAAGAUGGAUACGAGUUUAACAUUAAUGCAAAACACGUGCCAUUCUACUCGGGGUAAAAAAUGGCAGAAAGAACGAAUGACCGGAAAAGAAGUUGGGGCAUACAAGAUUGGGAGAACGUCUGGCGAAGGGUGGUACCUCAAUAGUGUAUGCCGCAUUGUGUGACAAAACUGCUGUCACUUGUAAAUUCACAGACGGAAAGUUCUGCCCGGCACUCAUUAAAGAAUACGAAAUACUUCGGGAGUUGGAACACAAAAACAUUGUGAAGGUCUUUGAUAGCAUAUCCUGCAACCGGGUGGUUGCUAUGGCGAUGGAACACGUGUCACGUGACGAUCUCCAUGACUACAUAUCUCACAACUGGCCCGUGCACACUGAUACGCGCCGCAGAUACGCCGGAGACAUCCUGUCAGCCGUCAGCUAUAUCCACGAUAUGGGAAUCGCUCACUGUGACCUUAAAUUGGAGAACAUGCUUAUUGACUCUAAUGGCACGCUGAAAAUCAUUGACUUCGGAUCGUCUCUUAGGGUUGCCCAAGCCACCUACGAAGAUUUCGCUUACAUCGCGACUACUCCGGAAUACCUUCCACCGGAAAUCGUCUGCGCAACCGCCGGUGAGGGUUACGACAUCCGGGCAAUCGACGAAUGGAGCGUCGGUGUUGUUCUGUUCAUUCUGCUAACCGGAAGGUUCCCGUUUGGCGAGGUAGAUCCCCAUAGGAUCGCCAAAUAUAUACAAAAGAUCCGCGGCGCCAAGUCGCUCCAGUUACGACAGAGCGAAGAGAUGUAUUUGUACUUUGAAAAGGACUAUCUCGAGGCGACGCGGGGUCUCCUCUGCUUCGACCCCGAAGCUCGCUUUCCCGUGAGCAAGGCUCUCCAAAUUGGUUUCACGAAAAAUUCCAGCGCUUUCAGUUUGGAGGACAUUGAGAAUGAAAUCGACAAGGAAUUCGGAUCCAUUUUUGACGACUUGUAGAUGCGCGAAAAUACGAAGACAGAAAAAAUAAUAAAUACAAGCAGUGGGUGGAGUUCGUUGUGGUCAAUCUGCAAGUUUGAUGUACUUCAUGUGAUAUUAAAUUCUAUGGUGCCUGAUGGAUGUUUAAUCAGAUAUAAAAUAAUUUAUGUUACUUGUAUAUUUAUAUAUAAACCUUUUGGAAAGUUUUAAUAUUUCGUUAUAUGACAUGCCUGUCUUUUUGUGUUUCUAGUCGUGCGAAGUAUUUUUUUAAUUAUUAUUUGAAUGUUAACGAAACAUUAAACGCAAUAUGUUUUACAUCACGUAAAUAUUUGAAUGCGGUGCAUGUGUUGCUUUUGAAAUGUGACUCAAGGCUACAUCAUGAUCAGACAUUGUUUUGAUAGCGUUACUGAAAUGUAUAUGUGCCGCGUUAUGGGAAAACUAGGCAUAAUGCAUGUGCGCUAAGUGUCGUCCCAGAUUAGCCUGUGCAGUCCACACAGGCUAAUCAGGGACGACACUUUCCGCUUUUAUUGUAAUUUUUGUUUAAAGGAAUGUCCCAUUCUUUUCGAAAAUCUUGUUGAGAUGGAAAGUGUCAUCCCUGAUUAGCCUGUGCGAACUGCACUGGCUAAUCUGGGACGACACUUUACGCACAUCCAUUAUGACCAGUUUUCUCAGAGCACGACUCAUAAACAUAACGCUUAUGUGGUAUUUGUUAUAUUGUUGUAAUGGGUCAAACUUUGUAAAUCUAAAUAUUUUUAAGUACAUGGUAAAAAAACGACAAAAUUCAACUUGUUUGAAAUGUCGGUGUUACGUUUGUUGAUGAACCCAUACCGCUUAAAUAUAUAUUGCAAAUGUUAUAACGUAAAUAUAUUUUAAGUAAA